Zingiber officinale is the source of this 1952-nucleotide messenger RNA. Its product is annotated as protein NRT1/ PTR FAMILY 1.1-like. Gene Ontology annotation, biological process: transmembrane transport. The record is from RefSeq and is a predicted model, not a curated record. Gene Ontology annotation, cellular component: plasma membrane. NCBI's taxonomy places the organism in Eukaryota, Viridiplantae, Streptophyta, Magnoliopsida, Zingiberales, Zingiberaceae. The transcript is spliced from 3 exons. The coding region runs from base 24 to 1808 and encodes 594 amino acids. Gene Ontology annotation, molecular function: transmembrane transporter activity.
CAUCGCCAAUACAUUAUACGUACAUGGAAGCUCCAGUGGCGGUGCAUCAAGAGGUCGCCGGCCGGCGGCCGGAGUGGAAGAAGGGCGGCCUCAAGACUCUCCCUUGCAUCAUCGCUAAUGAAGUGCUGGAAAAGGUCGCGAGCUUCGGAUUGCAUGCGAACAUGAUCAUCUACCUGACGGUGACGUACCACAUGAAUCCGGCGCCGGCGGCGUCGGUGCUGUUGUUGUGGAGCGCCAUCUCUAACUUUUUGCCUAUUUUUGGGGCGUUUCUCGCCGAUUCAUGGCUCGGCAAAUUCAGAAUUAUCGCAAUUGGCUCCUUCUUCAGCCUGAUCGGGAUGGUGCUCCUUUGGCUGACCUCCAUGAUUCCCGGAGCUCAGCCUCCUGCCUGCGGAGCCGCCGGCGGCUGCAUCGGCGCCACCCCCUCUCAGCUCGCCCUCCUCCUCGGUGCGUUCGUGGUCAUGGCCAUUGGCACCGGCGGCGUCCGGCCCUGCUCCCUCGCCUUCGGCGCCGACCAGUUCGACCGGCCGCAAUCCCGCACGCACGCCGGCAACGUCCGCGUCCUGCAAACCUUCUUCAACUGGUACUACGUCUCCGUCGGCGUCUCCGUUGUCGUUUCCCUCACCGUCAUCGUGUACAUCCAGGACCACAUGGGCUGGCGCAUCGGUUUAGGCGUCCCCGUCGCUCUCAUGGCGGCCUCCACCCUCCUAUUCCUCCUUGGCUCCAUCAUGUACGUCAAGGUGAAGCCCAACACGAGCGUCCUCGCCGGCCUCGCGCAGGUCGCGGUGGUGGCGCUCAAGAACCGCCAAAUCAUCCUCCCCUCCAACUCCACCGAUGCAUGGUACCACAAAAAGAAAGGAUCCAAGCUCACGGUGCCGUCCAAGAACUUGAGAUUCUUGAACAAAGCUUGUGUCAUUCGAAACCCCGAGAAGGACCUCAACCCCGACGGCACGGCGGCGGACCCGUGGCGACUGUGCACGGUGGAGCAAGUGGAGGUGCUCAAGGCGGUGGUCAGGGUGCUGCCCAUCUGGUCCACUGGCAUCAUGGUGGCCAUCAUCAUCAACCCGAGCUUCCCGGUCCUGCAGGCAAGGACCAUGGACCGCCACAUGGGCCGACACUUCGAGGUCCCUGCCGCCUCUUUGGUCGUCUUCUCCGUCGUCACCCUCACACUCUGGGUCGCCGUCUACGACCGUCUCCUCGUGCCGCCGAUCGCGCGGCUCACCGGGAGGCCACGAGGCCUGGGGCUGAAACAAAGGAUCGGCAUCGGGCUCGUGCUGUCGAGCAUGGCCACCACCGUGAUGGCCAUCACCGAGCACAUCCGCCGGAGAACGGCCACCGAUCAGGGACUGGUCGACCGAGGAACAGUACACAUGUCGGCCAUGUGGCUGAUACCGCAGUACUGCCUGACGGGCUUGGCGGAGGCGUUCAACUUCAUCGGGCAAAUCGAGUUCUACUACUCGGAGUUCCCUCGCAGCAUGAGCAGCGUCAGCGUGUCGCUGCUGUCGCUGGGGUUUGGGACCGGGAGCCUGGCGGGCGCCGUGAUCGUGGCGGCGGUGAACAGGCUGUCGGAGGCGAACGGUGGCGUGAGUUGGCUGGACAAGAACCUGAACAAGGGGCGAUACGAUUACUACUACUGGAUGCUGACGGCGAUGUCGGUGGCCAAUGUGUUCUACUUCCUGGUUUGUAGCCAGAUCUAUGGGGAGGAAGGCAAGAACAAGAUUUGGGAGGAAGAUGACGAGACGGAGACGAAGGAGAUUAAAAUGGAAGAAGCGCAGCAGCAUCAGAACAAGGAGUCGUCGGCGAUUGCUUGAUUGCUUAAUCCAGAAGUGAGUUGACCAUCAGAUCUUCGAUAAAUCAUGAUAAUGUUGCAAUUAUUGAUCAAGAACACUUGAAUAUGUAUGCGAUUUCCCCCCUGUUUAUCCUCUUUUAAAUGCUGAAAUCGAUAAAUUCAGAGA